CUGGGAUUUUCCCUCCCGGCACUGCUGUGUGCAGGUGCUGGCUUUCAGGGUCUAUGGUUUUUCAACAGACAUGGAUGUGUCCAGGAUUCUCUGGUGUACCAAAGAAUACACCAUUAAAGAGUUUGCAACCAAAUUCAAGGACUCUUUUCCCAAAAUCAUUAAAGUGACACAAGGCUUCCUGGGGAGACAAGAGCUGGACAGUAUUAGCUCAAGCACGCUUAUUCAUGUCCACUCGCUGUACUCCCAGAUGAGAGCCGUGGCAGAGUACAAGUCUGGCAAGAUUUUGUCUAUGCCAACCACCUUCAACACUGUGACAUUCUACAUCAAGAGUGGAGGCAAGCCUGGUGAGCAAAAUAGAAAAGCGGUAGCAACAGAUGAUGGUCCCUACACUCUUCAGGCAAUCCUGGAGACAUUUCCUUUGCCUGUCAGUGUCCAGCCCACAACAGUGCUCAGCUUGAACACCAAAAACCUGCAGUCCUCUGACCAGAAGCUGGACAGCCUGACUAUUACUCAGACCUACCAGGAGAUGUUCUUACUGGGGUACUCCAUCAGUAGCACAGGGACUCUGAUGGUACAGGUGCCAAUGGUGUUGCCCAUGUACAUGAAGGAUGUGAGGCUUGCCCUGGCAGAGGGGCUGGAAGGGCAGAGCCAGGAGCAGUGGGAUACCAUCUGCACAGCACACAGCAACCUUAUCAAAGAGCUGGGUCACAUGGAUCACUUCAUCUUCCAAGAUAUUACCCUACUGGAUAAGAGUGCACUGAGCAAUCAUGGCAGUGUGUAUGCAGAGCUGGAGCCUAUCUACAUGAGUAUCCAGAAGGAGGGAGCUGAGAUCGCUCUCUACCAAUGCCUGGGGGAUUCAACCCCAGAGAACAGCAGCAUAAAGGAGAAACCCCCUCCUCUCCCCUCUGGGCCUGGCCUCCCACCCCCUCUUCCUCAGAAAGAUACAGAGGUCCAAGUCCCACUUCCCACUACUUUUCAGACCCUGGCAGAGGUGCCCACAGACCUGCACGGGCUAAGCGUGGCAGAGGUCUGUGACUGUCUCCAGCUGUUAAACCUGGGCCAGUAUGCCGAGGCCUUCCAGCAUGAACAGGUGGAUGGGAGCUUCCUGUACAUGCUGGAGCCAGACAUGAUGAGCGACGUUAUGGGCAUGAAAAGUCUGCACAUUGCUAAGCUGCUGCACUUCCGUGUGGGCUGGAGGCCCAAGGAGGAAGCGGCUUCCAUAUAGAUUUUCCACCUGCUUUCAGGCUGGAGGUGAUGCUGACACAGCAGACUGCUCACUCUGCCCUGGACAGAAUUUCACAUUCUUUACACUUAAGGUUAGGAAGGGGAAUCUGGCUGUAAUCGCAGACAUUUUUCUUUUUGAGCCUCAAAAUAACCCAUGGUUGUAUUAGUUCGGAUUGCUCGGAUGUCCAGGCUUGUAGUAAAAUUUCAGUCUUUGCAGUAAUGGGAUAUGCUAGGUGUUUUCAACCAUAGCCACAAUCACCGCUGAGGGUCUUAAGGAUGGGAUUGGCGAGCAAAAAUUUCAGAACCUUGUGGAAUACACUCCAUAUCCCAUUCAAUCAUUAUUUAUUCAGUGAGGAUUCCUUCUAUUUUGAUCAGUGAUUGUGAGAUUUAUUCACCACUGCAAUGUUUGUGUCUUGUACUCUAUUGCUGAAACUGGAGCUUUUGAUUUACACUACAAUUUAAUAACCUAUGCCCUGUUCUUUAUUAUUUUAUUAUGUUAAAGUACUGCGUUAUAUUUUAUAUAUACUCUGUUUUUUUUUCAUUUUGUAAAAUGAUUUGGUUGUUUUGACUGAAAUCACCUUGGUUACAUUCAUGAGCUUAAUGAGUCAAUAAUGUUAAUACUGUUAUGUUAUACACAAUCAUGGUAAAGAUACUCAUAUUGGUCAUUUUAUGGCUGCUGAACAUUCUG
Lepisosteus oculatus (spotted gar) is the source of this 1912-nucleotide messenger RNA. RefSeq lists its product as uncharacterized. The record is from RefSeq and is a predicted model, not a curated record. NCBI's taxonomy places the organism in Eukaryota, Metazoa, Chordata, Actinopteri, Semionotiformes, Lepisosteidae. Gene Ontology annotation, molecular function: protein binding.